CUUCUUCUCCAGGCCACGAUUUUGUUAUCUACAUUAUGUAUUAUGCACGUAAGCCAGAAAACGACUAUGGCAUCCGCCUCUUUGCUGAACAACAGUAAUUGUUGUUUGAAGACGUGUAAGAACAAAGGUCUGAAGCCAAGUGACAACAAGGUCCAUGUUCGUGCGCCUUACCAGAACAAAGAGAGCGGUUUGGAGGCCAGAGAAGAUGAAAUGCUUGCCGUUUGGGACGGCAAUGGAGAGGCGAAAUUUCACAUGAAAUGUUGGAAAAUAAUUCGGGAAGCAGCAGCCAGAAAAACAAACAACAACAACAUGGCGAACGGCAACCACCAGACAAACAACAACAAUCACGUGACAGUUGGUAACCAGGUAACCAGUAACAUACACGUUACGGAACUUGAGAAACUCCUGGUGGCCGAGGCGUCAAUGACUGUGGAGUUCUAUAACAGUGACGUCAUGUUGAAGAGGGAGGCCAAGAGGAUAGCUUCCAUGCUGAAGAAAUGCAAAUAUUCCGUAGUGUUUACCG
This is a messenger RNA of Mizuhopecten yessoensis (Yesso scallop), 523 nucleotides long. RefSeq lists its product as uncharacterized. The transcript is spliced from 3 exons. The record is from RefSeq and is a predicted model, not a curated record. NCBI's taxonomy places the organism in Eukaryota, Metazoa, Mollusca, Bivalvia, Pectinida, Pectinidae. The annotation marks the transcript as partial.